UGCCAGUGGUGCUGCAAAUGGAUAUGUUUUGACUCAUCAGACUAUGGGAUCAAAUGUUCAAACAAGGGAUGCUGAAGCGACUGAAGAUAUGUGUACAAAUUCUGUGAAAGUUUCAUCUCCCAUAAUCCCAAAACAUUCCACUAAUAAUAAUGAGCCUGGUAACUCAGACAGUGACAAGACUGUUAAUGUUGUGGUGACUGUAGCUAACACUCCUGUAGAAAUUCCUUGGAAGGGGAAAAGAUCAUGGAAUUCUACUGCUAAGGGUGACUCAUCGUCUGAUCACAAUCAAGAUCAUCAGUCAUCCAUGAAUAGCACCGAAUGUAGUCUAUCCCCCAGACUUUCUCAGUCAGUAGAAGAUGAAAAGAUGUGGGAAACUGGUAAUGAAGGUAACAUCUCGAUCACUUCCUCCAAAUCACUUUCUGCAAUCUCCAGCAAUAAAGGCACUCCAACCCGCAGCAAUCCAUUUAACCGAGAAUUACUUGUGGAUGAGGACCAUUUUUCUGACACAUUUGACAAUUAUUUUAAGGCAGAGAGGAAGUCCACAGGCAGCACCAAGUCUUCCUCUAUGUCUCAUGGCAGAGAAUGGUGGCAUGAAACUGUUCAACCCGAAGUUUCCUUUGCUGAGCUGGGUCUGUCAGAGGACCACUUCUCUCAUCCUCAGGGUCACUUUGGCCUGAGUGAUGUGGAGGAGCUGGAACUGGCAAUUGACAACUGCAAGGAACUGAUCCGGGAGGCAGCACAGGGCUCUGACAAGCAGAAGAACUUGGUGCUCAAACUCGUCCAGCUUAGGAUCAAGCUCCAGGAGAUCAAGGAGGGUCCAGAGCCCGUUGCGGAAAAUGUGAAGGUCAUCCUGUCCCAUAAAAUGAUGCUGAAGUCGAGCCGCACAAGCAAGUACUACUGUGAGAAAUGCAAUGGCUCCAUAUGGGGGAUGCUGCAGGCUUGGUAUAGAUGCACUGAAUGUGGGUAUCGCUGUCAUGAAAAGUGUUUACAACAAAUUCUCAGAACGUGUGCUAAAGCAAGGGUGUUACAAAACCCAACCCUCAUCAUGGACCUGUGUCCGAGAGAGCCGAAUGGUCUUGCCAGUCAGAGCUAUCGAUGUGGGGAGUGCCGGUCAGCCAUUUCUUUCAAAUCAGGCAUGAGUGAGCCUCGUAUGUGUGACUACUCUGGCCGCUACUACUGUGAGUAUUGUCAUUGGAAUGACUCCUUUGUGAUCCCAGCGCGUGUACUGCACAACUGGGAUUUCACUGGACACAAGGUUUGCCGUGCAUCCAAACAGUUCCUGAAGCUUAUGCAGCACAAAGCCGUCAUCCGAAUCCAGGAUAUCAACCCUAUGCUUUUUGUCUAUGUGGAUCAGCUCAACGAGAUCAAGAAACUUCGUGAGGAGAUGAUGAUCAUGAAGAAGUACAUCCUGUCUUGCCCAAGCGCUAUGGCUGCCAAGCUUCUGCUGUUGCUGGCAAAACGCCAGCAUUUUGUGGAGUGUUCAGACAGAUACUCCAUGCAGGACUUGCUGGAUGCAGAGGACGUAUUGGUACCAGAGCUGGUUAAUGUCCACAGCACCUGGGCACAGCACAUCAAGGUGGACUGUGAGCUCUGUCAAGGUCGUGGCUUCUGCUGUGAGCUGUGUGGUGAUCAGGACAUCCUUUUUCCCUUUGACAGCAUCGCGGUUGUGUGCGCAAAAUGCUCCAACGUCCUGCACAGGCACUGUUUUUCCCAAAAGGGUUUCUGCCCUCGAUGUGUUCGGAGAGAGAAAAGAAAGGGAAUCGUUAAAUGAUGGACCUAUACAAUUGAGGCAAGAGGAUAAGCUGACUUCACAACUGCUGCCAUUGGAAAACCACAAACUGAUUUAUUUGAUUAACGGUGCUAUCAACUAGUAAAUAUUGACUUGGCAUUUGAUAUACAGAGAUGAUGGUGAUCAACCCUUGCGAAGAAAAGCCUGAGACAGCAGAAUGUUUUUGAGUGUGCACGUGAGUGUGUAGAUGUCUGUACUUGUUACAGAGAUUAAUAUUUGAGUGAACUGAGUAUUUGGGAAAAAAAGCGCCUAACAUUUACAUUAUUUACUUUAUAUGAGUGAUGAGCUAUCCAAGAGUUGGGAAUGUUUCAGGAAACUUAGUUUUGAGCCUGGAGCCAAAUCAUGAAACUGGGUCAUCCUGGGUCGAGUUUCAUAUACCUGUACCAGGAGUUCAACAACAUUUUUAUUAAUGUAUGUACGGAAAUUCGGUCUAUAAAAUAUUUAAUUUUGAUUUAUUUCUGCCAUGCUCUACUUGUGUCGUCACGAUGUGGUGGAAUCAGGCACUCGUCAAUUUUUCGGCAUGUGAAGUUAUUGAAUUGGUAUCAUCUUAAAGCUUAUUCAUUUGUCUUGUUUUUAAUGAAAAAAUUUGUCAUAUAUAUAUAUCUUGAAUAUGAGUCGAGAUAUCGGCAAUUGAAGGAGGUGGGGGUUGCCCGGUUUCAGAGGAAAACUUGGCGAGAAAAUGCCGCUAAAAUUUGGUGACUUCCAAAGCUUGAGAGUCCUUGGAAAGCACAAAUUUAGAUUUUUUCUGCCUUUGAUCAAUGUUUUCAGUAAAUUCCUCCCUUAAAUGUGUUCUUAAAUGAACAUUAAAGGUGUUAAGACCAAAAACCCCCCCAACAAAAUUCGAAAUUGCCCAACGGAAAUAAAAAUAUAGAUUAAAAUUUUUAAAACAAUUUUGACGAGCGCAUGCUUUCAUCACGGUUCCUCACAUAUUCUUUUUCAAGCAAAAUGUACAUUUUCAUCGUUAACAGUGGCAGUUGAGGCUCUUUGUUCAGCCUAUGUUUUGGUCACCAACCGUAUAAAUGAAAAUAAACUGUGGCAUUCUUUGGCAUU
Molecule: messenger RNA, 2839 nt
Organism: Aplysia californica (California sea hare)
Lineage: Eukaryota; Metazoa; Mollusca; Gastropoda; Aplysiida; Aplysiidae
Product: differentially expressed in FDCP 8 homolog
Source: RefSeq, a predicted model, not a curated record